AUGGGCCCAUUAGCAUUUCUUCUUCUUCUUGGCCUGCUGGCAACGGCUACUCUCGGCCUGCCCUCGCCCAUUCCUGCCAGACACGGGACUGGCCAGAGGACAGACCGGGUGCUCGGUGUGCCGAUAGUCAACUCCAAUGCCCUGAACCGCGUCUCGAAUUGUUACAUUGUCGUCUACAACGCCAACUCUAGCGACUCCGAUAUUGAUGCUCACCAGAAAUACGUCAAGUCCACCGUGGCCAAGCACAACCUGCGACGACGGGCAGCCUGCAAUAACACGAGCAGCGAGAACAGCAGCGACAUGUCCGUGAGCACGCACCGCAUCGGCAGCUGGCGCGCCCUGUCGCUGCAGGCGGCCGGAGACGACGCUAUGGUCGACAUUGCCGGCUCGAGUACGGUCCACUAUAUCGAGCAGGACGCGCGCGUGAGCACGCAGGCGCUGACGACCCAGACCGACGCGACGUCAGGACUGGUGCGACUGAGCCAUGCCGCCGCUGGCAACAGCUCGAGCGGCUACGUCUUUGACGCCUCGGCCGGCCAGGGCAUCACGGCUUAUGUCGUCGACACCGGCAUCUUGGUGACUCACAGCCAGUUUGCCGGCCGUGCCACUUUUGGGGCCAACUUUGUCAACAGCGUCAACACGGAUGAGAACGGCCAUGGGUCACACGUGGCCGGCACCAUUGGUGGGACCACCUUUGGCGUGGCCAAGAAUGUCCGGCUGGUCGCCGUCAAGGUGCUCGAUGCUGACGGCGGAGGCACCAAUAGCGGCGUCCUCGCCGGCCUCGAGUGGGUGGCUGCCAACGCUACCGCCAGCGGCCUCGCCGGCAAAGCUGUCAUGAACAUGUCGCUCGGUGGUUCCCGCAGUCGUUCUAUCAAUGCAGCCGUGUCUGCCAUCAAAGCCGCCGGUGUUGUCGCCUGUGUCGCCGCCGGCAAUGAUAACGUCGAUGCCAAGACUGAGUCGCCCGCCUCGUCCGCCGAUGCCAUCACGGUCGGCGCCAUUGACCAGACGUCCGACGUGCGCGCGUCCUUUUCCAACUUUGGCCAGUCUGUCGACAUCUUCGCUCCCGGUGUCAAAGUUCUCUCUGUUGGCAUCACCAGCUCCACCGCCACCGAGAUCCUGUCCGGCACCAGCAUGGCCACCCCGCACAUCGCCGGCCUAGCCGCCUACCUCAUGGCUCUCGAGAACAUCACUGACCCGUCUGCCGUGCAGGCCCGCAUCCAGGCCCUGGCCAGCCUCACUGGUGCCGAUGUCACCGGCAACAGAGGCGCCACCACCGACCUAAUUGCAAACAAUGGAAAUCAGUGA
Molecule: messenger RNA, 1305 nt
Organism: Grosmannia clavigera kw1407
Lineage: Eukaryota; Fungi; Ascomycota; Sordariomycetes; Ophiostomatales; Ophiostomataceae
Product: subtilisin-like protease
Exons: 1
Coding region: 1-1305 (434 amino acids)
Biological process (GO): proteolysis
Molecular function (GO): serine-type endopeptidase activity
Source: RefSeq, a predicted model, not a curated record